AUGGCGUCUCAAUCAAAGCUCUCCCUCUCGGGGGACCACACCAUUCGCAACAUCGUCACGGAACUCACACGACUCUACCUGUCCAACCGAACUCGCAUCUCGCGCGCCAUCUGGAUCACUCUCUUCGUUGCCCUCGUCAACCGCGUGCGCCAUGCCAUUUCGGAGCAGAAAGCUGCGUCGGUACGCGAAGCAGCUCAGCGCGAAGCCCGCCGCGCCACUGUUUCGACCAGUGGCGAAGAGACGCCAAAAAAGAAGGUAGCGCUCGAUCGCCAGUUCUUCCGGUCGUUGCUGCGGCUGCUCAAAAUUGUGGUUCCGGGAUGGCGUAGCACGGAAACGAGGAUGCUGAUUAGCCAUAGUUUUUUUCUGGUGCUGAGAACGCUGAUUAGUUUGAGGGUAGCUGAGAUGGAUGGUGCCAUUGUGAAGGCGUUGGUCAAGGGCAAUGGAAAGGAGUUCAUGACCAGGAUUCUUUGGUGGAUGUUGAUUGCUGUGCCGGCUACUUUUACGAACUCCAUGUUGUCAUAUCACCAAGCAGAGCUGUCGCUCAAGUACAGGACCAGGUUAACGCAGUAUAUCCACGACAAAUACCUGUCCAACUUGACGUUUUACGGCAUCUCAGCCCUUGAUGACCGGAUAAAGAAUCCGGAUCAGCUGAUUGCCGUGGACGUUUCCAAGUUCUCCAACAGCCUGGCGGAACUGUAUAGCAACUUGGCCAAGCCACUGUUAGAUAUGACCAUUUACACAUGGUCCCUCUCUAAGAGUGUUGGUGGCGAGGGAGUGGUCUUCAUGUCACUCCUCGUUCAGCUUUCCGCCAACAUGAUGAGAGUCCUCACGCCACCAUUCGGCAAAUACGUCGCCGACGAAGCCAGACUAGAAGGAGAGUUUCGCUUUCAACAUUCGCGUUUGAUAGACUAUAGCGAGGAAGUUGCCCUAUAUGGUGGUCAUGUCGCCGAAAAAGACACUCUAGACAAGGGCUACUUUACGCUGAUCAAGCAUGUUAACUACAUUUUGAGGCGGCGGUUCUACCACGGAUUCAUGGAGGACUUUGUCAUCAAGUAUUUCUGGGGUGCAUUGGGUCUGCUUCUUUGCAGUGUUCCCGUUUUUGUCAAGUUGCCCGGCCAGGUUGCGAUGAACAUGGGCGACAGGACCGAGUCGUUUGUUACCAACAGACGCAUGCUGCUCUCCGCCUCAGACGCCUUCGGCCGUAUCAUGUUCUCUUACAGAGAAAUCAUGGAGUUGGCUGGUUAUACGUCGCGCGUUGCUUCGCUGCUGGAUGUCAUGGACGAUAUUCAGUCGGGCCAUUUUGAGAAGAGACUUGUCUCAUCCAGCGGUACCGAAGAUAACGAGGCUGUUCUGCGGGGACGAGGGACCGUUCACGAGAGCGAAGACAUUAAGUUCAUCGAUGUACCAAUCAUCUCACCAAACGGCGAUGUCCUUGUUAAAGCCCUAUCGUUCUCCCUCUCCCAAGGCGACCACCUGCUUGUCGUCGGCCCCAACGGCUGUGGAAAAUCCUCACUCUUCCGUAUUCUCGGCGGCCUCUGGCCCGUCUACGGCGGCACUGUCUACAAACCUCCUUUCCACGCAAUCUUCUACCUGCCCCAGCGCCCAUACCUCUCGCGCGGCUCUCUGCGCCAACAGGUCAUCUACCCCGAUUCCCUGCGCCAAAUGCGCGCCCGCAGCGUCACCGACGCAGAUCUCAUGUCCAUUUUGAAACUUCUCGAGCUCGAGCACCUCGUCGACCUGUACCCCGAAGGCUGGGACGCCGAAGCGGAAUGGCGUGACGUAUUGUCUGGCGGGCUACAGCAGCGCGUUGCCAUGGCUCGCCUCUUCUACCAUCGCCCCAAGUACGCCAUCCUGGAUGAGUGCACGAGUAGUGUUACGCUUGAAACAGAAAAGAUUAUGUACGACAAUGCCAAGGCUCUGGGCAUCACGCUCAUGACUGUCAGUCACAGAAGGAGCUUGUGGAAGUACCACACACAUAUUCUUCAGUUUGAUGGGCAGGGCAAGUACGUGUUUACAAGGUUGGAUGCUGAUAAACGAUUAAGAUUGGAGGAUGAGAAGGAGGAGUUGGAAGUCAAAUUGCGGCAGGUUCCCGAGCUAGAAAGGCGGUUGGAAGAGUUGACGGCUAUAUGA
Molecule: messenger RNA, 2130 nt
Organism: Metarhizium brunneum ARSEF 3297
Lineage: Eukaryota; Fungi; Ascomycota; Sordariomycetes; Hypocreales; Clavicipitaceae
Product: ATP-binding cassette sub-family D member 1
Biological process (GO): very long-chain fatty acid catabolic process; long-chain fatty acid import into peroxisome; fatty acid beta-oxidation
Cellular component (GO): peroxisomal membrane
Molecular function (GO): ABC-type transporter activity; ATP hydrolysis activity; long-chain fatty acid transmembrane transporter activity
Source: RefSeq, a predicted model, not a curated record